Molecule: messenger RNA, 2963 nt
Organism: Maylandia zebra (zebra mbuna)
Lineage: Eukaryota; Metazoa; Chordata; Actinopteri; Cichliformes; Cichlidae
Gene: prodhb
Product: proline dehydrogenase (oxidase) 1b
Cellular component (GO): mitochondrion
Molecular function (GO): FAD binding; proline dehydrogenase activity
Source: RefSeq, a predicted model, not a curated record
GGCCGAAGUGAUAUAUGUAGCUAUACCAAAGUGAUGGCAAAUUCAACUGCAGAAGCUGAAGAAAUACCAAUAUAGCUUAUUUUAAUGUUUUAAGUUAUAUCCUAAGAAAUUGCCAUUUAAUCCUUGAGUCUAACAUAGUAAACAAAAUGUUUAUUAGGAAAAUACCUAAUGUGAAGUGGAAUGUAAUACAAGCAUUUUUUUUGUACCUCUACACGUCAUGGUAAUUCGUGUUUUCUGCGGAAGUUGACAGCAUUGCCAAUUAAAAAAAUACCCACAACAACGCAACGUGCUCACAAAAAAAAGAAGAAAAAAAAACGCGCUGGUGGAGAGAUGCGGGAAACUUCGGGAAGGAAGCCGUGAGUGCGUCACCGUCUCAAACCACCAACCAAGUGAUGAUAAUGUGCCCGUUCGGGCCCGAGUUUGUUUACAGUUGGGCACGCGCAGCUAGCAAACACUAUUGGUGUGCUAGCUUCACCUCAGCGCUGAUACCCGGGCCAGCUAUCCGCUGAUGUUUUACGUCAAAACCGUGCCAGCCCUCAAACGGGCGAGGGCGGACAUCCACUUUAAACGGUUAGUCUUAAACCGAGCAGUACGUUGCACCGUGACCUCCAGUUCGACGGCCCAGACGGAGCAUGACGGUGUCAGAAGCCGCGGCGGGUCAGAGUGUCCCGGACUGUCUGGGAGAGGAGGGAGAAGGAGAGAAGGCACCGCCGCCGCCGCCGCUGCUAAUGAGAUCUCCGUAGACUUUGAGCAGACCCGGGAGGCUUACAAGAGCAAAGACUCAUUAGAGCUUCUCAGAAGUUUGGUGGUUUUCAAACUUUGUUCAUAUGACUUCCUGGUUGAUAAGAACAAAGAGGUAAUGGAUCUGGCUAAGAAGAUUCUAGGCCAGAAAACCUUUGACCAGUUCAUGAAGAUGACAUUUUAUGGUCAGUUUGUGGCUGGUGAGGACCACAAUGACAUCAAGCCACUGAUUCAGAAGAACCACUCCUACGGCGUUGGCUCUGUCCUGGACUAUAGUGUUGAGGAAGACAUCAGUCAGGAGGAAGCGGAGCGGAAAGAAAUGGACUCAUGUGUGUCUGCUGCAGAGAAAGAGAACAUAGGCAAGGACAACAGAGAGAGAAAAUAUCAAGCGCACAAACAAUUCAGCGACCGCCGUGGGGGAGUGACCGGAGCCCGCACAUAUUUCUAUGCUGACGAGGCCAAAUGUGACCAACAUAUGGAAACCUUUAUCAAAUGCAUCAAAGCGUCUGGUGGGAGUUCAAUGGAUGGUUUUUCUGCCAUCAAAAUGACUGCACUAGGACGACCUCAGUUUCUGCUCCAGUUCUCAGAGGUGCUGGUGAAAUGGCGGCGGUUUUUCACCUUCCUAGCGUCACAGCAGGGUAAAGAUGGCUUGGAGGCCUUAGAGCAGAGGCUGGAGCUUACACAACUGCAGGAGUUCAUGACCAAACUGGGUGCAAAUGGUGACUUCUAUGGCUGGUUUACAGGAAGGAAAGAGGACUCGACAGGAUGCAUUGACAUGCUUGACUGGAACAGCCUAAUAGAUGACAGAACAAAGAUAUCGGAUCUGCUUGUUGUUCCAAAUGUAGAGCUAGGUAAGCUGGAGCCUCUGCUGGGGAAGUUCACUGUAGAGGAGGAUCAACAAAUGAAGCGGAUGUUACAGCGUGUAGAUAUCUUGGCGAAGCAUGCCCUAGAGAGUGGUGUUCGUUUGAUGGUGGAUGCAGAGCAAACCUAUUUCCAGCCAGCCAUUAGCAGACUAACACUGGAGAUGCAGAGGACCUACAACGGAGAAAAGCCUGUCAUUUUCAACACCUAUCAAUGCUACCUAAAGGAGGCCUAUGACAAUGUAACUAUGGAUGUAGAAUUGUCUCGACGUGAGGGUUGGCACUUUGCUGCCAAGCUGGUGCGUGGGGCCUACAUGUAUCAGGAGCGAGAAAGGGCCAAAGAGAUUGGAUAUGAAGACCCUAUUAACCCUGACUAUGAGUCAACCAAUAGGAUGUACCACAGGUGUUUGGACUAUGUGUUGGAUGAGAUUGCACUCAACAGAAAAGCAAAUAUAAUGGUGGCUUCCCACAAUGAAGACACAGUGAAACACACCUUAACAAGAAUGAAUGAGCUGGGUCUCAUUCCCACAGAAAACAAGGUAUACUUUGGUCAGCUACUGGGCAUGUGUGAUCAAAUCAGCUUCCCACUGGGCCAGGCAGGCUUCCCUGUCUAUAAGUAUGUUCCCUAUGGACCAGUGAAUGAGGUAAUGCCCUACCUGUCUCGGAGAGCACAGGAGAACCGAGGCUUCAUGAAGGGGGCCCAGAAGGAGAGGGAACUGCUUUGGAAAGAGCUGAAACGGAGACUUGCCUCUGGAGAGCUUCUUUACAAACCAGUGUACUGAAAAGAACAAAAGAUUUAGUAAAGAUUAUUGAGGGUUUCUUUAUCUGGUUCUUUGGUUAGUGUCCAUCAUCAUAGCUGCCUGUGCUGUCUUUUUUAAGCACAUCUCUUGUUUUAAUCUAUAUUUUGAAGUUGUUGUUUUUUUUUUUUACUGAUGGACUAUUUACAUAGGUCACUAGUUUUUCUUUUUCCUACUAGUGUUUUUCAGCAUUCUGCUCUUGCAGGAUUUUAUCCACCUUCACUCCAUUCACUCCUUCUGUUCUGCACCUCUACAUCCAUAAGCAUUUCUCAUUUUGUUUUCCCACUGUCUGUAGAGCUCUAAUAUCCAUCAUAUGGGCAACUUUACUGCUCCAGAAGGACUUCCUAAAAUGUCAACAAGACUGGGCUGGGCAUCUUUUUUUAUUGCUCUAUUUAUUUUCAAGGAGAACGGGAAUCAUAAGAAUAACAUGCUUGAUAUAAAUGUUAGCAAAGUAAACUAUAUAGGUAUAUCUACUGUAUAUGUGCUUCUCAGUACUGUAUGUUUGUUUUUGAGGUUGCACUGACAUUUUUAAAACAAUACAAAUGGCCUGCAUUUGUAUAGCGCU